AUGGCCGCGGGGGCGGCGGGGGCCGUCCCGGCUGAGCCGCCGCCGCCGCUGGGCCGCCUGCCCGGAGGAGCCGGCACCGAGCGCGCCCUGGAAGAAGCAGAAGCCUCCGGCACGCUCAGUCUGGCCGGCCGGCGGCUGCGCGCCUUCCCGGCGGCGGCGGCGCGGCGCUGGGACCUCAGCGACACCACACAGGCCGACCUGUCCCGGAACCGCUUCGGGGAGGUGCCGGAGGCCGCCUGCCGCCUGGUCUCGCUGGAGGCGCUGAGCCUGUACCACAACUGCCUGCGCAGCGUGCCCCCGGCCAUCGCCAACCUGCACUCCCUGGCUCACCUGGACCUCAGCCGCAACCAGCUGAGCUCGCUGCCCGCCUGCCUGUGCCUGCUGCCGCUGCGCGUCCUCAACGCCAGCAACAACCGCCUGGCGCGGCUGCCGCCCAACCUGGGCGCCCUGCGGACGCUGCGCCAGCUGGACGUCGGCUGUAACCGGCUGCGGGCGCUGCCGCCGGGGCUGGGGCAGCUGCGGGCGCUGCGGGACCUGAGCGUGCGGCGGAACCAGCUGGCGGUGCUGCCCGAAGAGCUCUCGGAACUGCCGCUGGUCCGGCUGGAUUUCUCCUGCAACCGGGUGGUCGCGAUCCCGCGAUGCUUCCGGCGGCUCCGGCACCUCCAAGUCCUGCUGGCGGACAACAACCCCCUCCAGUUCCCCCCCGCCCAGAUCUGCCUGAAGGGCAAAGUCCACAUCUUCAAGUACCUGGAAGCCGAGGCUGCCGCCCAUCCUCCCCCAGCGUGCCCCCCGGACGAGCCGUGUCCCCUCCGGCAGCGGGGCGGGCUGGACUCCGGCUUCCACAGCGUGGACAGCGGCAGCAAGCGCUGGUCAGGGAACGAGUCCACAGAUGAGUCCUCGGAGCCGUCCCGGCAGCACAGGGAGACACGCCACCACAGCCGUGCCCUCACCGGCGAUGCCCCUGCCGCCAUAUUGGCUGAGGGCACGUAA
Molecule: messenger RNA, 990 nt
Organism: Lonchura striata (white-rumped munia)
Lineage: Eukaryota; Metazoa; Chordata; Aves; Passeriformes; Estrildidae
Source: RefSeq, a predicted model, not a curated record